Molecule: messenger RNA, 5081 nt
Organism: Phycodurus eques (leafy seadragon)
Lineage: Eukaryota; Metazoa; Chordata; Actinopteri; Syngnathiformes; Syngnathidae
Gene: atrn
Product: attractin
Exons: 27
Coding region: 232-4203 (1323 amino acids)
Cellular component (GO): Golgi apparatus
Molecular function (GO): protein binding
Source: RefSeq, a predicted model, not a curated record
CCUCAAUCUGCGGCUCGGUGCGGCGAGCUGGGCAACACAAACAGGAGCACCGCGGCCGCCACUGGAAACCUGGAAGAUGGAGCCCGCGACGGAACCCUAAAGCCUCGCCUCCUCGUCACCUCCAGGACCGCGACCGUCGCGUUCCCGCCUCACUCCCCGACGGCGGCGCCCACCGCGAAGCUAGCGGAGCGUCUGGGCGCUCGCUCGAGCAGCCAUCUUUUAGCGAGACAAAUGUUCGGGACGACGCGGCGGCCGCGGGCCUGCUCGCUGGCUGGCCCCGGAGGCCGUCGGAGCUUGGCGGCCGGGCUGCUCGUGGUGCUCGCGGCGGCGGCCACGACGACGACGACGACGACGACGGCGGCGGCGAAGGAGUGCGACAAGCCGUGCGUGAACGGCGAGUGCAACGCGGCGACGGGCGGCUGCGUGUGCUCCCCCGGCUGGGUCGGGGACCAGUGCCAGCACUGCGGAGGAAGAUUCAGGUUGACGGCGCCCUCUGGCUUCCUGUCGGACGGACCUGGGAACUACAAGUACAAGACCAAGUGUACCUGGCUCAUUGAAGGACAUCCGAAUUCCGUCCUUCACUUACGCUUCGAACAUUUUGCCACGGAGUGCAGCUGGGACCACCUUUACGUCUAUGACGGGGACUCCAUCUAUGCCCCCUUGCUAGCCGCCUUCAGCGGUCUGAUCAUUCCCGAGAGUUACAGUAACGAGACGGUUCCCGAGGUGGCGUCGCAGUCGGGCUUCGCCUUGCUGCACUUCUUCAGUGACGCCGCCUACAACCUCACCGGAUUCAACAUCUCCUACAGGGUGAACACGUGUCCCAACAACUGCUCGGGUCGAGGCGAGUGCCGCCUGGCCGACGGCACGGGGGCGCCGCGAUGCCAGUGUCGAGACGGCUGGAAAGGCGACGCCUGCGACGUGCCCUACUGCCCAGAUGACUGCGGGUCCCCCGAGCGAGGGCGCUGCCGGGACAAGACGUGCGACUGUUCGCGCGGGUGGCAAGGUCCCGACUGCUCCGUGUCCGUUCCCGCCGACUCGGGCUUCUGGAGCCGGGAAGCCUUCUCUGAGCCGGGCCUGGCCAGGGCCUCGCACAAGGCGGUGGUGGACCAGGGCGUCAUGUGGGUCAUCGGAGGAUACGUCUUCAACGCCUCGGACUAUCACAUGGUCAAAGCGUUUAAUUUAAGCAGCAAGUCGUGGCUGACGCUGGACCCGUCCGUCAACACCGUCCCGCCUCGAUACGGACACUCGGUGGCGCUCUAUGAGAACAAAGUGUACAUUUACGGCGGUAAGAUUGACUCUACGGGGAAUGUGUCCAGCCAGCUGUGGGUGUUCCACGUUCAGAACCAGACGUGGGUUCUGCUGAGCCCGCGCACUAAGGAUCAAUACGCCGUGGUGGGACACUCGGCCCACGUGGUGCCCCCCCUGCAGGAGGGCGACGCCCCCGUCAUGCUGGUGCUCUUCGGACACUGUCCCCUCUACGGAUACAUGAGCUUGGUGCAAGAGUACAACAUACACCGUAACCAGUGGAGCGUGGUGCCCACGGACGGGGCUCUGAUCCAGGGCGGCUACGGGCACAGCAGCGUGUUUGACGCCGCCACCAGAGCCAUCUACACGCACGGAGGCUACAAGGCCUUCAGCGCCAGUAAGUGCGGCCUUGCCGGAGACCUUUACCGGCUGGACGUGGACAGCAGGAAGUGGACCAUCAUGAGGGACAGCGGAUUCUUCCGCUAUCUCCACACAGCCGUGAUUGUGAGCGGUACCAUGCUGGUGUUUGGUGGAAACACGCACAACGACACCUCCAUGAGUCACGGCGCAAAGUGCUUCUCUUCUGACUUUAUGGCCUACAGCCUGGCAUGCGACGAGUGGACGCCACUUCAGCGACCAGAACUCUUUCACCACCCAAACCGCUUUGGCCACUCGGCGGUCGCCAGUGACGGGGUGAUGUACGUGUUGGGAGGCUUCAACAGCCUUCUUCUGAGUGACGUUUUGUCGUACACAAGUCCCCGCUGCGCCGCCUUCUCCACGGCUGCCUCCUGCUCUCAGGCCUCUCCGGGCCUCCACUGCGUGUGGAACGACACCCGGGCGUCGUGUCUGCCCUGGAAGGGCAUCCCCAACACAGAGCAGCAGCAGAUGCCCGCAUCCUGCAACACCAGAUCCUACGCCGACAACGAGCGCUGCGACCAGUACACGGACUGUUACAGCUGCACUGCCAACACCAACGGGUGCCAGUGGUGCUCCGUGCAGUGCGUCUCCCUGGGAAGCAACUGCACCUCCGUCUCGGGACCCGUGGCGGACUUUGACGGCUGCCCUAAAGACAACCCGUCCGACGUGUGCAACAAGAAGACCAGCUGCAAGAGCUGCGCCGCCGACCAGAACUGCCAGUGGGAACCGCGCAACCAGGCGUGCAUCUCGCUGCCUGAGAACGUGUGUGGCGAGAGCUGGCACCUGGUGGGCAACUCGUGCUUGAAGUUCCUGACGGCCAAGGACUCUUACGACAACGCCAAGCUGGCGUGCCGUAGCCACAACUCCGUACUGGCCUCCCUCACCACGCAGAAGAAGGUUGACUUUGUCCUCAAGGAGCUGCAGAUCAUGAGCGUGGUGUACAAGGCGAUGGUGACUCCCUGGGUGGGCCUGCGUAAGAUCAACGUGUCGUACUGGUGCUGGGAGGACAUGUCGCCGUUCACCAACACGUCGCUGCAGUGGCUGCCUGGCGAGCCCAGCGACGCCGGAUUCUGCGGCUACCUGGCAGAGCCCGCCUCCAGUGGGCUGAAGGCGCAGACCUGCAUCAGCCCCGUCAACGGAAGCCUGUGCGAGCGGCCAGCUAACCACAGCGCCAAACAGUGCCGGACGCCGUGCGCCCUGCGCGCCACGUGCAGCGAGUGUACGAGCGGCAGCUUGGAGUGUAUGUGGUGCAGCAACAUGAAGCAGUGCGUGGAUUCCAACGCCUACGUUGCCUCCUUCCCCUUCGGCCAGUGCAUGGAGUGGUACACCUUGAGCACAUGUCCGCCAGAGAACUGUUCCGGCUACCGUACGUGCGGUCAGUGUCUAGAGCAGCCGGGUUGCGGCUGGUGCACGGACGCCAGCAACACGGGCAAAGGCCAGUGCAUGGAGGGUUCGUACCGGGGACCUUUCCAGACGUCCGUGCCGGCGCCCUCCUCUCUGCCAGGCCUGCCCGCCAACCCGCCGCCUGCCCUCAAUGCCAGCAUGUGCCCCGGCGAGGCCUUCUACAACUGGUCCUUCAUUCGAUGCCCAGCGUGUCAGUGUAACGGGCACAGCCGCUGCGUCAACGAGAGCGUGUGCGAGAAGUGCGAGGACCUGACCGGCGGACGCCACUGCGAGAGCUGCAUCUCGGGUUUCUACGGCGACCCCACCAACGGCGGCAACUGCCAGCCGUGCAAGUGUAACGGCCACGCCAGCAUGUGUAACCCAAACAAUGGCAAAUGUUUUUGUACUACCAAGGGCAUCAAAGGAGACCGCUGCCACCUGUGUGAGCUAGAGAACCGUUACCAAGGCAACCCACUGAAAGGCACAUGCUACUACACCCUGCUGAUUGACUACCAGUUCACCUUCAGCCUGUCUCAGGAAGACGACCGCUACUACACGGCCAUUAACUUUGUGGCUACGCCGGAGGAGCCAAACCGAGAUUUGGACAUGUUCAUCAACGCGUCCAAGAACUUCAACCUGAACAUCACCUGGGCCGCCAGCUUCACAGCGGGUACGCAGAGCGGCGAGGAGAUUCCCAUCGUGUCGCGCAGCAACAUCAAGGAGUUCAAGGACAGCUUCUCCAACGAGAACUUCGACUUCCGCAACAGCCCCAACAUCACCUUCUUCGUCUACGUCAGCAACUUCACCUGGCCCAUCAAGAUACAGAUCGCCUUCUCGCAGCACAGCAACUUCAUGGACCUCGUUCAGUUCUUCGUCACGUUCUUCAGCUGCUUUCUGUCUCUGCUGCUGGUGGCCGCCGUGGUUUGGAAGAUCAAGCAGAGCUGCUGGGCGUCUCGGAGACGAGAGUAUCUGUGGCUGAUAUCGACAGCCUUCACGAGUACCUGCUACCUUGAAAUUAAGGCAAGUCUCUGCCCAAUACCGGUGCCUGGUAUCGGUACUGACUCGGACGUUGCGGUACUACUGAAGGUUUCUGUUCCGUUUACAGUCAUUCCUGGAGCUAAAAGAUUCCAACUAGGUGUUUUUAUGCAUCAGGUUUAGUGAACAUGUGGCUGUUUAGUGAUUGAGGGAUGACACGCGAACACGUUCACACGAUAAAAUAUUUUGUCGAUAACUGCUUGCUGGCCUCGUGCUUCGUUAAACUUAUCAGCAGCCACCCUUCACUCACAUGGAACCUUCCUCCAAAAUCCCUGGUCCACAAGGCGGGAUGAGGUUUUCCUUCUCACCACCUCCACGUUGAGGCUAGCAGAUAAGCUAGCAGCUAGCUCCCGACAUGCGGGAAAGUCUUAUCGGUUUUUGACUGACAGGCAGCUGAGAUUCAAUUAAAGACCACCCAAAAACAAACACUGAAGCAAAGAGGAAGUACAUUUCAACGCAGAUCUGGAUGAAGGUGCGCGCAUCCAGGAGGGGUUUUGUCAACUGUAGAUAAAGAUUUUUAUUGGCUUUUUCCUCCGCAACAGGAACUUUUGGAGCACUGUUGAGUGUUUGGACUGCAGCAACUGUUGUCUAAAUUUAGUUCCAGGGACAAAAGACAAGGUCUUCCUUUUAAGAGGUCCAGGAACCUUUUGGACUGCAUGUCGGAUUGGAAUCAAAUAGUUUCAGGAACUGUUCAUGUAUUAAAAACGAAAGGGCCCUGGAAGUUUAGGAGGAGAAUUCAGCAUGUUGGCUUAUUUUGAUUGCAGGAACGCAACUAAGAACGUUGGUGCGUUUAGACCAGGGGAAAACUGUCUAAAUGUAGUUGCGGGGUAAUCUACUGGGGCCAAAAAAAGAUGACGCAAGGGGUCAGUAUUCUUGGGAGAUCCAGGAAUGUUGGGGCCUGCACUCGUCAUAUGUCAGAAACCAAGGUUUUAGUUCCAGGAACUACUGUACAUGCACCAAGAACUAAAGGUUCCUGGAAGUUUGAGAACUAUAUUCUCAAG